UCCGACUCUCGCACGGGUGAGACGUGUCGCACAGCGCCGCAAGUGACGUACGAAAGCCGCGACCGCGCCGCGCCGUCAGCUCCCUCCCCCUAAUUACGAGUUGUGUUUAAUUUAAAAACUGGGACUAAUUCAUCUGUCCAUAUGGUUCAUCUCGUAGAUAUUUUGCGUUCAGCGAAAGUUGACUAUCCGCCGCCUGUUAUUAUGAACCGAGCAAUACAGGUGAAACCGGCGGACAGUGAAAACAGAGGAGAUCGAAAGCUGUUCGUGGGCAUGCUGAGCAAACAACAGACGGAGGAAGAUGUGCGCCAGUUGUUCACACCGUUCGGGACUAUAGAGGAGUGUUCGAUAUUGAGGGGGCCCGACGGAGCCAGUAAAGGCUGUGCAUUCGUGAAGUUCAGUUCACACCAAGAGGCGCAGGCAGCCAUCACCAGCCUGCACGGAAGUCAAACUAUGCCGGGAGCGUCCUCGAGUCUCGUGGUUAAGUUCGCAGACACGGAGAAGGAACGGCAGCUCCGGCGAAUGCAGCAGAUGGCCGGCAACAUGAGUCUGCUCAACCCGUUCGUGUUCAACCAGUUCGGCGCGUACGGCACCUACGCACAGGUCAUCACCGAGCAGCAACAAGCAGCAUUGAUGGUGGCGGCGACGGCGCAAGGCUACAUCAGCCCCAUGACCGCGCUCGCGUCGCACGCGCUCAACGGCAUGGCUAACUCCGUGGUACCGCCCACUUCUGACAAUUUCACCGGCCUCGCGAUAGGCACUGGUGGGGCGCAGCCUCUGAACGGAGCGCUGCCUUCGCUGCCGUCCCCCACCAUGCCGGGCUUCAACAUGGCCGCGCAGACCGCCAACGGGCAGCCGCCGCCGCAGGAUGCCGUCUACACCAACGGAAUACAUCAGACGUUUACUGGACCGGUGCCGGUGACGGCGCAGGGGCUGCCCAACGGCGAGGCGGCGCUGCAGCACGCCGCGUACCCCGGCAUGCAGCCCUUCCCCGGAGUCGCUUACCCAGCGGUUUACGGGCAGUUCCCACAGCCCAUCCCUCCACCGAUGUCGACCAUUGCGCCCGCGCAAAGAGAAGAUUUCCUGAUGUUCCCAGGCUGCUCGAUCUCCGGCCCCGAGGGCUGUAACCUGUUCAUCUACCACCUGCCGCAGGAGUUCGGCGACGCGGAGCUGAUGCAGAUGUUCAUGCCCUUCGGGAAUGUCAUCAGCAGCAAAGUGUUUAUAGACCGCGCCACCAAUCAGAGCAAAUGUUUCGGAUUCGUGUCUUUCGACAACCCGACGUCGGCCCAGGCGGCCAUCCAGGCGAUGAACGGCUUCCAGAUCGGCAUGAAGCGGCUCAAGGUUCAGCUGAAGCGGCCCAAGGACGCCAACCGGCCUUACUAACCCUAGACGCCGUCCCUGCGCGUUCAUUACGUGACCAUGGUGGCGGCUGGUGUGUUCCCCGCGCCCACGGUGCGCAUGAUCGCGUAUUAUCAACAAUUCCAAGGAAUUUAAUACACGUUUAUUGUAUAGUGAAUAUCAUUACCUACAUACUUACCUAAACAAUUAUGCGAGCCCACUCGGCGAGUAUACUAAAUUAGUUAAAAGUAAUUUAUUAAAUCAGCGCG
This is a messenger RNA of Chilo suppressalis (striped riceborer), 1604 nucleotides long. The record is from the annotation of a GenBank genome assembly. NCBI's taxonomy places the organism in Eukaryota, Metazoa, Arthropoda, Insecta, Lepidoptera, Crambidae.